UGACAUUUUGGCCCUCUCAACCGCCUUUUGUUUUUGAAAUUUUAUUACCAUUUGUUUUUUUGAAUGGGUUAUAAUAUAUUAACAAUAAAUGCUAUUUGUUAAGUUUUCCAGCACGGAAAAUUUAUAUACGUUGGUGUAUAAUGGAUACGAUAACAUGCACUAAUGAUUUAUGUCUAGCAGAAACCAAAACCAAUCAAGAGAAUAUACUACUAGAUAUUAUAAAGGAAGUUUGUGGCGAACCAACCAAGCUGUCUCAGAAGCUGGUGGGCAAAGUUAACAGGAUAAUUGCAGAUUGUGAUCUAACUCACCAUGCGAGUUUUCAUAAGCUAGUCACUGCUGAUGAUAGCACUACCACUGUAUUGGGGUUCAUGCAUCAAACAGCUGCUGAACUGACAUUUGAUGAGCAGGCAGAACUGAAUGAGGCAAUAGUCAACAAAAUUCAAGACAAAAUACCAAUAUUCACAGAUGAACUAGAAAAUUUGAAACAACACACUGGUGGAAAGGAGUCUAGAAAUGAAAAAGUCAGGGAGCUUCAGCAGAAUUUGGAUGAGAAGUUGAACACAUUGAAUGAACAGGAGAAUGAGAAGGUUGAGCUAAUGAUGGAAUGGCUCAACCACCGGCUUCAUGAUGUCUCUUCAUUCAGCACUCAAACCAAUGAACUUUACAUUUCAGAAGCUGUGGGCAUACAAUGGGCACCCCUGAACGUCCCCAUGUCUCGCCGCCUGCAGACCCUGGCCGCCACCGCCUGGAUAUGCCUUGUGCUGUUCGGAGAAGCGGCAGCCAUCUUACUUUUCAUACAACUCAUAUACUCACAGUUCUGGUGGCUCACUUUGCUGUAUGGCAUUUGGAUGCUGAACGAUCUUGAUGUUUGCCAUAGGGGUGGUCGGAAAAUAGAAUGGGUUCGGAACUGGUCCUGGUGGAACUACUACCGGGACUAUUUCCCUAUCAAACUAGUCAAAAAGCAAGACCUUGAUCCUUCGAGAAACUACCUCUUCGCCUGCUUCCCUCACGGAGUCGUUUGUUCUGGAGCCUUCGGAGCUUUUGCCACGAACGCUUUAAACUUCUACAAGGUGUUUCCAGGAAUGACUUGCAAUAUGAUAACGUUGGGUGGACAUUUUAGAGUGCCCUUUUUCCGUGACUUGGUGCUAGCUUUGGGCAGUUGCGCGUCCUCUCAAGAGAGUCUGCUGCACUUGUUGGAUAAGAGGAAGCAUACUGGGAAAUGUGUAGUUCUUUUCGUCGGCGGUGCGGCCGAGGCGUUAGACUCCCAUCCGGGAGAAUACAAAGUGAUUUUGAGUCGGAGGAAAGGAUUUAUUCGGGUUGCGAUGAAAUCUGGAUCGCCCCUGGUGCCAGUCUUCUCGUUCGGUGAGCCGGAUGUGUUCCGCCCGCCGAACAAUCCCCAAGACAGUCUGCUCCGGAAAUUCCAGGAAAAAGUCCGCCAGCUCACCGGCAUCUCACCCAUGUUCCCCAUCGGUCGUGGUGUCUUCCAAUACUCUAUUGGGGUGGUGCCUUUAAGAUCACCAGUUACAACUGUUGUCGGCGAACCUAUGGAGAUAGUUAAGAAUAUGGAGCCAACAGAUGCCGAAGUGGACGCAGUUCACGCGCAAUUCACUCAAAGACUUGUUGCACUGUUCGAGGCCGAAAAAAGCAAAUACCUGAAGGACCACGAAAAAGUACAACUAGUUAUUACAUAAUGUAUAACAACCAGUUGUUGUUUUUAUACCAAUUCCAGCAAACUAAACUUUAGUUACUUAUAUGUGAAUGAUGAUAAAGACGUCAAACUUGAACUGUACUUUUCGGCUUUUUUUUAGUAUGAAAGCUUCGUCGACAAGUCGUUUUCGAGUGUCCAAACACUAUGACGUCAAAAUAUAUAGGUCUAACGUUCGAAGUCAAUAAUUAAUCCAAUCCAAAAGCUUCAGAUGUGUUAAUACAGUUUGUAGAGCAAUCCGUAUCAACAGUGAAGUGUAGAAAAAAAAAUAGUAAUAGAAAAUAUUUCCAUUAUCCUUCCCAAAUAUUGAUUAAAUUAUUGAGAUAAUUCUAGUGCGCUUUAACAAUGGAAACUUUACGUGUUGAGUAGGAAAAGGAUAGCAACAAUUAAUUCGAUUUUGGAUUAGAAUGGUUAUUAAUUUACGGGUUGUAAAACAAUAAAUUAAUAAAAUAGAAAAGAAACAAGUGUGUUAAAAUGAAGAAAAAUAAAAUAAUAAGAAAACAUACUGUGUCGUAACAAAAAGUUUAGAAAAGUGUGUAGGAAAAAUGGACUAUUUUCUAAGGUGGUUUGACAUCUUUUUCAUCAUCAUCAGCGUUGUGGAUCGACAUCUCAUGUAUGAGGAUGGUCCGUAAUGAAAAAUGCGUAAAGGUCGUGUUUUCACUUUCGUUCCGUGUUCCGUGGCAGCGAUGAGGUGUAUUCAUAUGUGUGCAAAGAUAUUGUUCGAAUUACAUGUAGUAGUGUAAAGGCAGUACAAAAGCGAAUAAUAUGUCAUGUUAUUACGCAUAUAACAUUGUUAGAUCUCACAGUUUGAUACGUUUUUCACGAACGGAGAUCAAAUACUUAUUCAGAAUUUAAGAAGAAUCCGCAAUAAUUUUUUUCUUAGCAAUUACGGAAUCGGGUUCUUAAACAUUUUUGAAAUCAUAAAUCUAGUUAAUUAAUGUAUGCAUUUCUAAUCGAAUAAAACAAUAAAUUUUAGUAUUAGGCAUACUUGUUUCGCCAACCAGGGAAGACACAUUUGCUUUUUUAAAGAAUUUUCAUCUGUUUUUUUUUUUAAGUUAUUUGUACUAAAGAGUUCAAAUAAAAAUCGGUACUUACUUAUGUUAAUGUAAUAGGUCUACCACCGCCGGUUCGGAUGUUUUAAACCGUUUAUAGUCUUUAAGUGUUUUACAGAGUAAAAGUAACUAUAUUUUAUACUGAGGUAUGCAAUUAAAUUUUAUGUUAACAAUUAAAUAGCACUUGCUUCAACGGUGAAGGAAAACAUAGUUAGCAAACCUGCAUGCUUGCACGGCUAGCAUGGAAUUAUAUCCCCGGGGAAAGAAAAAGAAAUUA
Molecule: messenger RNA, 3034 nt
Organism: Pararge aegeria (speckled wood butterfly)
Lineage: Eukaryota; Metazoa; Arthropoda; Insecta; Lepidoptera; Nymphalidae
Product: 2-acylglycerol O-acyltransferase 2-A-like
Exons: 8
Coding region: 141-1691 (516 amino acids)
Biological process (GO): triglyceride biosynthetic process
Cellular component (GO): endoplasmic reticulum membrane
Molecular function (GO): diacylglycerol O-acyltransferase activity
Source: RefSeq, a predicted model, not a curated record